Molecule: messenger RNA, 669 nt
Organism: Dromaius novaehollandiae (emu)
Lineage: Eukaryota; Metazoa; Chordata; Aves; Casuariiformes; Dromaiidae
Gene: REG4
Product: regenerating family member 4
Exons: 5
Coding region: 104-577 (157 amino acids)
Source: RefSeq, a predicted model, not a curated record
UGAGCGCGGGGUUAUAUAGGGGAGCUGCUCGCCAGUCCCGGCGCGCCAGGCGAAGCCGUUAUCCCUCCCGAUCGCUGCACGGCAGGGGACGUCGGAGAGGAGGAUGGCGGCAAUGGCCAGGCUCGCCCUCCUGCUGCUGGGCUGCACGGGCCUCCUGCGCUGCACUGGCACCCGCUACCUGCUCCACUGCCCCAAGGGCUGGUCCUACUACAAGCUCAGCUGCUUCAAGUACUUCAGGCAGCUCCAGAGCUGGGACGAGGCGGAGGCGCAGUGCCAGGCCAGCGAGCCCGGCGCCCACCUCGCCUGGGUGGAGGAGCCCCGCGAGGCGGCCACCCUGCGGAAGGUGGUCUCCUACUACCAGCGCUCCCAGCCCGUCUGGAUCGGCCUCCGCGCCACGCAGGACCAAGCCUGGCGCUGGGCCAACGGGGCCAACUACACCGAGGACAGCGGGCUCCCGGGGAGCGGCGGCGACGGCACCUGCGCCAUGCUGCCCUACACCACCGGCUUCGCCAGCUGGUCCGGCACCAACUGCACCCAGCAGCACCCCUUCCUCUGCAAGAGCACCCCCGCGGCCUGAGCGCCGCCCCCGCGCCGCCAUGCCGCCCACCCGCCUGCCCCCCGGAGCGCCGCUGCUGAGAAAAGACGACAAAAAUAAAAAUAAAAGACCAU